AUGGAGGAGCAUGCCACUAGCUAUCCCGAUGGGGAAAUAGAAGACAAUUACAUUGCAUGCGAUUCUUCAGAAGAAAACCCCAUUACUCGAAAUUUCCAUUUAGCCCAUCACAGUCCAGAUGUGUCAUCCCAUCCCUCUACAAAUGUCAGACGUUUUACCGAUCGCUUCCAUCCUGUCACAACUCAUACGGGUGGACCACUUCUGGGUUUCGAACGUGAAGAAUAUGUCACCCAGAGAACUCCCACAGUGGCGGAAACUUAUUCAUGUUCUGAAUGUGGGAAACGUUUUGCCCAAAAAUGGCUCCUCCAGAGGCACCAAGCAACACACAGCAGCGAAAAGCCAUUUUCAUGUUCAGAAUGCGGUAAAUAUUUUAUACAGAAGUCGGAUGUGAUCAGACAUCAAAGAAUUCAUACAGGGGAGAAGCCAUAUUCGUGCUCUGAGUGUGGGAAGAGUUUCUCCUGGAAAUCCAAUCUCAUCACACAUGAAAAAGUUCAUACGGGGGAGAAGCCCUAUUCAUGUUUGCAGUGUGGGAGAUGCUUCCACCAGAGAGCCCACCUUGUUUCCCACGAGAGGAGUCACACGAGGUGUUUUAAGCAGAGGGUCCACCUUAUUUCACACGAAAGGAUUCAUACAGGAGAGAAGCCGUUUCCCUGUACAGAAUGCGGGAGAAGUUUUGCCGAAAGAUCGACUCUGGCCAAGCAUCAGAGGUCUCACACAGGGGAGAAGCCGUUUCCUUGUACCCAAUGUGGGAAACGGUUUUCCCAAAAAUCAAACCUCAUCACUCAUAAAAAAGUUCACACGAGGUCUUUUAGCGAAAGGUCCACUCUUAUUAGCCACGUGAGGACUCACACGUCAGAGAAGCCGUUUUCCUGCUCGGAAUGUGGAAAAUGCUUCACCCAGAGAGCCCAUCUGGUUUCACAUCAGUUGACGCACACCGGCGACAAGCAGUUUCCAUGCUCCGAAUGUGGGAAGCGUUUUCUACAGAAAUCGGAAGUUGCCAGGCAUCGGAAGACCCACACGGGGGAGAAACCGUAUUCCUGUUCCGAAUGCGGGAAAUGUUUUUCCCGGAGAUCGAAUCUCACCACGCACCGGAAAGUUCACACGGGGGAGAGGCCGUAUACUUGUUCGGAAUGUGGAAAGUGUUUUCGUGAAAGAACGAUCCUGGUUGGGCACAUGAGGACUCAUACACCUGGAAAACCGGUUUCCUGUUCUGAGUGCGGCAGAUGUUUUAAGCAGCAAGCGCAUCUGAAUUCCCAUCAGCUGGCUCACACUGGUGGUGAGCUUUUUUCUUGUCCCGAAUGCUUCAAGUGUUUUUCUUGGAAAAAACAACUCAUUGCGCAUCAGAAGAUUCACACGGGGGAGAAGCCAUAUUCAUGUUUAGAAGGUGGGAUGAGUUUUGUUGAUAGAUCAGAUCUUGCUAUCCAUAAGAGGAUACACACAGCCGAGAAGCCCUUGUUUUAG
Molecule: messenger RNA, 1461 nt
Organism: Staurois parvus
Lineage: Eukaryota; Metazoa; Chordata; Amphibia; Anura; Ranidae
Source: the annotation of a GenBank genome assembly